This is a messenger RNA of Oryzias melastigma (Indian medaka), 6284 nucleotides long. RefSeq names its product PTPRF interacting protein alpha 1 (gene ppfia1). NCBI's taxonomy places the organism in Eukaryota, Metazoa, Chordata, Actinopteri, Beloniformes, Adrianichthyidae. Bases 1202 to 4942 code for a protein of 1246 amino acids. Gene Ontology annotation, molecular function: protein binding. The transcript has 33 exons. Gene Ontology annotation, biological process: synapse organization. Gene Ontology annotation, cellular component: presynaptic active zone. The record is from RefSeq and is a predicted model, not a curated record.
UGCUCCUGAUUCACAACGAUUAAAAAAAAAAAAAUCAGGAAUACAAUUUUGAGUUUAUUUUUUAUGUAAUCCAUCAUAGGGAAAAAGUCCACAAAACACGUUAAAAACACUCUUCAUGGGAGUGGGUCUAUCAUCGCUACGAUCGGCUGCCUGGAACUCCAAGUGCGUUCCCCUUUUCCCCUCCUCCUGUGUCGGAGCGGGCCGCCUCUCCUCCAGCAGACCGACCGCCAGGCUUGAGCCUCCAUUGGCUGUCCGGACUGCCAAGGCUGGCAGCCACUGGCGACGGGGAAGGACCGGACCUGUUAAGGUGGAACCACCGGGAGAACGCCAGAACUCCGAAGGAACAUGACGGAAAUCUAACUUUUCUUGGCACUUUGGGGGUUUCGCUGCGGGACGAGCAUCGUCGCCGGCGGUCAGGACGGGCUGGAAGUUUCCUGCUGGAGCGGAUUCGUGAUGUGGUGACGCGACUCCACCGUGUCGACGGGAAGCUAACGCUAGCUACGCUUUUCUGACACAUUUCAGGGGUUUAAAUACACCAUAAAGUAGCAAAUGUUCUUUUAAUAUAUUUGAGCAUGUUAUCUAGUUUUUAUAUAAAAUGUACUUGGGUAGUUAACCCGUACAUAAAACUACUUACUUUAGCCUAAAGCUACUUAGCAGGCUAGUAGCUAACGUCGGCUAGCUGUGGACUUUAAAGUGACUCGAAGCCAAAGAUUUCUGUUUCAAAUUAGCUAGCAGAGCUGCAACAGUUUCCACGUCACCUGGCUGCAUCACAACUCUACUGCCAACUAUGAAAGGCUUUUUUCGUCAAGCUGAGCUUCAUAUUUUCAGGGAGCCGCUUGUUUUAAGUAACAUAGAUGGACACUUUAUUUCCGAAUCCAGGUAUGCAGUGAAGUACCAGCUCUUUUUCUGUUAGCAUGCUAAAGUGUUGUUAGCCGGCUAAACUUGGAAUACUGCCCCCUGACUACUCUCUGCGGGUCUGGGGCCUUAAGGAAUUCCCCAACACUUUGUAAACUACGAGGAACCGCUCUCAGCCUUAUUGCACAUCCCCGGCUCCGCACGGAACUCGGACACUUUGGAUACUCUGGAUGGUUUUGAAGCUCGAUCCGGUCACCGUGACACACCGUUGGGGUUCAGGAACUUCUCCUCACGUCGACGUCAAAUCGUGGAUCAUAAAACCUAUUAAUCAAGUUACACGUCAAAGAUGAUGUGUGAAGUGAUGCCAACCAUCAGUGAGGCCGAAGGGCCUGGUGGAGGGAACGGCCGGCGAGGUUCUGGCUCUCCCCUGCAGUCAGACUCUGAGGGUCACUUUGAGUCGUUGAUGGUGUCCAUGCUGGAGGAGCGGGAUCGCCUUCUGGAGACCCUGAGGGAAACUCAGGAGAACCUGGGCCUGACCCAGGGCAAACUUCAUGAAGUGAGUCACGAAAGGGACUCCCUGCAGAGGCAGCUGAACACAGCUUUACCACAGGAGUUUGCUGCUCUAACAAAGGAGGUGAACGUGUGCCGGGAGCAGCUUCUGGAGAAAGAGGAAGAGAUCGCAGAGUUGAAGGCGGAGAGGAACAACACCCGGCUCCUGCUGGAACACCUGGAGUGUCUGGUGUCACGCCACGAGCGCAGUCUGAGGAUGACUGUGGUGAAGAGGCAGGCACAGUCUCCUGCAGGCGUCUCCAGCGAGGUGGAGGUCCUCAAAGCUCUCAAGUCACUUUUUGAACACCACAAAGCUCUUGAUGAGAAGGUAAGAGAGCGUCUCCGUGUUGCUCUGGAGCGAUGCAGCGCUUUGGAGGAACAGCUCGCCAUUUCACACAAAGAAUUGUCUUAUCUUAGAGAGCAAAACAGUCAGAAAAGAGGGUUGGCUGAUGGAACGAUUGAGGUCAACCACAACUUUGAGAACACCCCCAGCACCAAUGGAAAGCGAUCAUCAGAUGGCUCUCUGAGCCAGGAAGAGGAGUCAGGCUCUGCCUUUGGGAAGGCAGGAGAGCUCCAGGAGGUCGUGGACCGCCAGACCGCUGACUUGGGCCAGAUGAAGGAGCGCAUGGCCGCUAUGGUGUCACGCAUCAGUGAGCUGGAGGAGGAUCUGGACACGGCCCGAAAAGACCUCAUCAAGUCCGAAGACAUGAGCACCCGUCUCCAGAGAGACCUCAGAGAGUCAAUGGCGCAGAAGGAGGACAUGGAGGAGAGGAUCACCACCCUGGAGAAGCGCUACCUGGCAGCUCAGCGGGAGGCAACCUCCGUCCACGACCUCAAUGACAAGCUGGAAAAUGAAGUGGCCAACAAGGAGUCUCUUUUCAGACAAGCGGAGGAAAGAAACCGGCAGCUCCAGGAGAAGCUGGAGCUGGCUGACCAGAAGUUGCAGCAGACCAUCCGCAAGGCGGAGACUCUGCCUGAGGUGGAGGCUGAGUUGGCGCAGAGAGUCGCUGCCCUCACAAAGGCAGAGGAGCGCCAUGGUAAUGUGGAAGAGAGACUGAGGCAACUGGAGGCCCAGCUCGAGGAGAAGAACCAGGAGCUGCUGCGGGCGCGCCAGCGAGAGAAGAUGAACGAGGAGCACAACCGCCGCCUCUCUGAGACGGUGGAUAAGCUGCUGUCAGAGUCCAACGAGAGGCUGCAGCUUCACCUGAAGGAGAGGAUGUCUGCUCUGGAGGACAAGAAUGCUUUGAUUAGAGAACUCGAUCACAUGAAGAAGCUUAUUGAGGAGUCUCACCACGAGAAGGAGCAGCUGCUCAUCCAAAUUGAGACCAUGAGAGCAGAGACAGAGGUCGGCAGGAGCAACUCCUCACUCCACGGGCGCUCUCAGCUGGGCAGCACCCCAGAUUUCAGGUAUCCAGUGUCGGCUUCCUCCAUGAUGGACGGCAACUCUGACAGCUUCGGCGGCGCUCUGGUUCUGAGGCGACCUCAGAAAGGGAGGAUGGUGGCGCUCCGAGACGAGCCAUCUAAGCGACAUGUGCAGACGCUGAACGAGCAGGAGUGGGAGCGCAUGCAGCAGGCAAACGUGUUGGCUAACGUGGCGCAGGCCUUUGAGAGCGACAUGGACGUCUCCGACCUGGAGGAGGACCGGGAGAUGAUCUUCAGCUCCGUGGACCUGCUGUCCCCUGCUGGUCAGGCUGAUGCACAGACGCUGGCUCUGAUGCUGCAGGAACAGCUGGAUGCUAUCAACAAUGAAAUCAGGAUGAUCCAGGAGGAGAAGGAGAACACUGCCAUCCGAGCGGAGGAGAUCGAGUGCAGGGUGGGGAGUGGCGAUGGCAUCGGAGGACGCUUUCGCUCGUUGAGCUCCAUCCCACCCUCUCUGUGUGCCGGCUCCUCGUUGGGCGGCUCUCCGCCCAGCUCGGGCCACUCCACCCCCAGACGCAUUCCUCGCAGCCCCAACAGAGAACUGGACCGGAUGGGCGUCAUGACCUUGCCUAGUGACUUACGCAAGCACCGCAGGAAGUCCUCUCAGGACGAUAAAGCCACGAUUCGAUGUGAAACCUCGCCCCCCACCACUCCCCGCUCAAUGCGCUUGAACAGGGAGUCCGGCCACACCGCCAGCCAUGAAGACAUAAGAGACAUUCGAGGUCUGAGCAGCCUGCAGGACGGCCAGGGCAGCAACCCCAGCAGCAGCAACAGCAGCCAGGACUCCCUCAACAAGGCGGCCAAGAAGAAGAGCAUCAAGUCUUCCAUUGGACGCCUGUUUGGGAAGAAGGAAAAGGGCCGGCCCAGCCUUCCUGGAAAGGACUUACCAAGUCAAGCUGGUACUCCUGAGGCUGAAGGAUCCCCAAAGGAAGGCCUCGGGAUGGGCACGCUCGGAGGCCCUGCAGACAAGAACCGGAAGCUGCAGAAGAAUCCAAAGACCGGGCAUGAGUUACUGGAGGAGGCUCGCAGGCAGGGCCUGCCCUUCGCCCAGUGGGACGGACCCACUGUUGUGGCAUGGUUGGAGCUGUGGGUGGGCAUGCCGGCCUGGUACGUGGCUGCCUGCCGAGCAAACGUGAAGAGCGGAGCCAUCAUGUCGGCUCUGUCGGACACCGAGAUCCAAAGAGAGAUCGGCAUCAGUAACCCGCUGCACCGUCUCAAACUGCGCCUGGCCAUCCAGGAAAUCAUGUCCCUCACCAGCCCCUCGGCCCCGCCCACCUCCAGAACGAGCACAGGAAACGUCUGGGUCACACACGAAGAAAUGGAGAGUUUGGCAGCCACGCCUCCUACGGAGGAUGACGAGGGUAGCUGGGCCCAGACUCUGGCGUAUGGAGACAUGAACCACGAGUGGAUUGGUAACGAGUGGCUUCCCAGCCUGGGUUUGCCGCAGUACCGCUCAUACUUCAUGGAGUCCCUGGUGGACGCCCGCAUGCUGGACCACCUCACCAAGAAGGACCUCCGAGGACAGCUGAAGAUGGUGGACAGCUUCCACAGGAACAGUUUUCAGUGUGGUGUAAUGUGUCUGAGGAGGCUCAACUAUGACAAGAAGGAGCUGGAGAGGAGAAGAGAAGACUCUCAGCUGGAGCUAAAAGAUGUUCUGGUGUGGAGCAAUGAGCGAGUAAUCAGCUGGAUCCAAAGCAUCGGCCUCAAAGAGUACAGCAGCAACCUGUAUGAGAGCGGAGUUCACGGGGCGCUGCUCGCCCUGGACGAGACCUUCGAUCACAACACGCUGGCCCUGCUGCUGCAGAUCCCAACUCAGAACACGCAGGCCAGAGCAGCUCUGGAGCACGAGUACUGCGGCCUGCUGGCCAUCGGCACAGACAGGAGAAUUGAUGAGGACGAUGAGAAGAACUUCCGCCGUGCACCGUCAUGGAGGAAGAAGUUCAGGCCCAAAGACGUUCGAGGCGGAGCUUUAGGUGUCUCCGACACUCUUCCUGCUAACUUCCGAGUGACAAACAGCAGCGCAGCGUCUCCCUCCACGCAGCCAAAGAGGAGUCCGGUGGACGGAAGUCAGUCUAUACAGAGGCUGGACACGGCCACAGUCAGGACCUACUCUUGUUAACACACAACGUUUAUCCUCAUUAUUUCUAUAGGUAGCCGCUGGUCAGACGAUGAAGGGCAAUUCCCAGCAUUCAAGACCAGGAUGAUGAACUGAAACCCAGACAGCACGGUGCUGUGUUGUCAGGACAGAGACCGUACUCACCAACCCCAGUAUCCGCAGAGGAAGCUUUGAAUGAGCUACACUUUUGUAUUUAUGUGGGACGUUUAUAAUUGAUUUUAGAAUUGCUAUGUAACCUGUUUCUUGUUGCCUCUAUUCCUUUAAUCGACCUACUUUUUAAAAAAGAUCCUUCCUCCUCUGAACCUCUGUUUUCAGACAUGUUUCAGCGAAUGUUUCAAAUAGAUGGAGUCUGUAUAUUUCUAGCGACUGACAUUUUAUCUAAUCUUUUUUUAUAAUCCCUAUUUUAUUGACUGGAUGUACGUUUUUCCUCUGAUCUGAGCUCUAAUCUUGGAAUUUAUGCUGAAGUGACUUUGAUAAGUGAUAUAACUUAAUUCAUGUCUUUCUGACACUUUGUAAUUGUUGUUUUUGUCGCCUAUUACCUGUGAUUUAUAUCAAUGCAGCUCUUAGGUCAACAGUUGUGUGUUUAUCAGACAAACUGCAGGAGAUUGCAGUUUCACCAACUGUCUGAUGCCUGUCGCCUUCAAAGGAACUGCAUGUUCCCCGUGGAUUUUCAGAGAAUUUCUCCUCUUUAUUUUCAUAUCUGAUACCAAAACAAAACUCCUAAAGCCAUAUGACCGUAGCAAGAAGCAGCAGCAGAGGGCUACACACAUGCAGGGGAAAUCAGAGGUUUUCUGCUGCUGACCAUAUCCCCCCUCCACACAUAGCCACCCGGGCCUUCCUCCCCUCUGGAGAAACCCUUUGAGGGGACUCCUGAGCUCUGCGUACACGGGGGGACGCUCCGUUAAAGGACCAACUGUUCUGAACUUGUCGCCUCGAUCACCAGACGGUGUGAUCCACCCACUGACCUUUUUUGUUUUUAAAUUAAGCCUUAUUGUCUGCUGAACUGCUUCCCUCUGUAUUUAUUGUUACUCAUCCAUGUGUGGUCAGUUAGAGCUGAAGCUCCUCUUUCUUUGAAUGUGGUGCUGCCUCAUGUUGUCCUGUCUGCACUCACAGUCUGCUUUUCCACGCGGUGUGAAGCUCAAACCCACAAAGGCUUCUUCUUUCCUUGUGAUUUUUUAGUCCUUUAUGCACAAAACAAAUCAUGUUGCUGUUUUUAUCUCGCUCUUCCUAAAGAAUUUUCUGAUCUUGUAACAAUGAUGUACAGCCCGAGUACUAAAACUAUUUUUAUCACAGUAUUAUUUAUUGCUUACUUUCAAUAAAAUACUGAGACUUAUUUUCCACUGCA